UACAAGGACUCUUAUAUAAGAGACCAAAUCCCACUCCCAUUUUCUCUAACACACUCUCUCUCUACUAUCCUCAAUCUCUUCAAAGAAACAAAAUUCCAUCAAGAAAAUGAUGAAAAUCCUAAUCUCUGUGAUUCUACUCAUCAUCAUGGUUGUUCAAACCUACGCAGAAUCAGCAUCAGCAUCACAAAACAAGGAUCCACCCCUGGUCGUUAGCACAUGCAAGAACACCCCACACUACCGCCUCUGCCUGGCCGUCCUCCGGCGCAGCCCCAGAAGCGCCAAGGCCGACGUGUGGGAGCUAGCCCUGAUAGCGGUGGGGGCGGUGAAAACGGAGGCGGAACGAGCUAUGGACGCCAUCAAGAAGGUGAGGAAGGGGGGAGAGGGGAAGGAGGUAGCGGCGGCGCUGAAGCAGUGCGAGGAGGUGUACGAUGCGGUGCUGGAGGGAGAUGUACAGGAGGCGGAGGAGGGUCUGAAAUUAGGAGACCCAAAAUUCGCGGAGAAUGGGAUGGCGGACGCGGUGGUGGAGGCGGAUUCUUGCGAGGGUGGUUUUGCAGGGGUGGGGAAGUCGCCGUUGAGUCGGGUGAAUAGUGCAGUGCAUGAUAUUGCAGAAGUCGCUAGAGCUAUUAUCAGAAAUUUGCUUUGAGCGACUUUAUGAAAAGAUAGUUGGGAUUAUAUUUAUAUUUUAGAAAAUGAGUAUGAAUAAACAGUGUAAUAAUAACAAUUUUGAAUGAAUCAUAAUUAGUGUUUCUGAUUAA
Messenger RNA from Sesamum indicum (sesame), 755 nucleotides. RefSeq names its product cell wall / vacuolar inhibitor of fructosidase 1. Gene Ontology annotation, biological process: negative regulation of catalytic activity. Gene Ontology annotation, molecular function: enzyme inhibitor activity. NCBI's taxonomy places the organism in Eukaryota, Viridiplantae, Streptophyta, Magnoliopsida, Lamiales, Pedaliaceae. The record is from RefSeq and is a predicted model, not a curated record.